Molecule: messenger RNA, 462 nt
Organism: Fonsecaea nubica
Lineage: Eukaryota; Fungi; Ascomycota; Eurotiomycetes; Chaetothyriales; Herpotrichiellaceae
Exons: 1
Coding region: 1-462 (153 amino acids)
Source: RefSeq, a predicted model, not a curated record
AUGGGCUCGACGACACGAGAACAACAACGCACCGCACGCGCCGAGAUCACGGCAGUCAUGCACCGCUACGCGUCUCUCGCGCGCGAAAACGCCGAUUGGGACACAAUGGCCGCGCUGUUUGCCCCGGACGCGCUGUAUCGUCUGCCCAACGGGGUCGCCGUGGACCCCAAGCGCAUGGUCGAGGUGGUACAGGGCAACGAAGCCAAAUACAUCCGCCACCACGUCACGACCGUCGACAUCACCUUUGUGGGCGAGGCCGAGGCGCAUUCAGAGGCGUUUUACCUGGCGGUCACGGACCGGGCGAGCCCGGAUCACUGGGGCAUGUGGAAGGAUGUGUUUCGACGGAGGGAGGAGGAUCACGUCUGGCUCAUUCAGGAUCGGACCAUCUAUGUCGAUGGCGCCGCGCCGGGAGGGUGGUAUGCGACGGUUUACGGCAUGCCAGGUGCAACUGUUGAUGGUUGA